AGCCGAAGAUGUCGGCUCGGUCAUGUGAUCAGCAGUGUCCAAUCACAGCUGAUCGCAUGGGACAUGUACAUUGAUCAUCGGGGCACUGAUGAUCGGUGUGCCCUGAUGAUCAGUGUAGCCCCAGCAGUGCCACCUGUCAGUGUCCAUCAAUGCCAGCUGUUAGUGCUCAUCAAUGCCACCUGCCAGUGCCCAUCAGUGCCUCAUCCAUGCCACAUAUCAGUGCCUACCAGUGCACAUCAAUGCCACAUAUCAGUGCCCAUCUGAGCUGCCUUUCAGUGCCACCUAUCAAUGCCAGUCAGAGCCACCUAUCAGUGCUGCCAAUCAGUGCCACCUAUCAGUGCUGCCAAUCAGUGCCACCUAUCAGU
Staurois parvus is the source of this 365-nucleotide messenger RNA. The record is from the annotation of a GenBank genome assembly. Lineage: Eukaryota; Metazoa; Chordata; Amphibia; Anura; Ranidae.